This is a messenger RNA of Alternaria rosae, 1601 nucleotides long. RefSeq lists its product as uncharacterized. The transcript has a single exon. Lineage: Eukaryota; Fungi; Ascomycota; Dothideomycetes; Pleosporales; Pleosporaceae. The coding region runs from base 387 to 1283 and encodes 298 amino acids. Gene Ontology annotation, molecular function: protein dimerization activity. The record is from RefSeq and is a predicted model, not a curated record.
GUAAAAAUUCAAUCCCUUGAAUGAGUAACAGAUGUUGCAGUGAAACUCGCGGAAGCGGAAGGCUUACUUAGCCGUGCCAAUAAUGGUUGAGGGUAGGACGGAUCCACAAUUAACUUGCGAUUUUGGGUUUACCGUACAGCUACUGGAAGCAUCUUGACUGUACUGAGCCACUACACCGGAACCUGAUCAACCUUAGUGGUGGAUUCCCAGCGAGUCACGAGGACCUCUUACCUACUCUGUUGGGUGUGCAGUUCUCGAAUCGUCGAUACAAUUACGUCCUCGUAUUCUUAUAAUACUAAGCCUUUCGUCAUCCCAGGCGACGUCGAUACAUCAACCACCAAACAGCAACGAACACAUCCACCGAUACACGAGUCGACACAGUCUUGAUGAACUUCCCGAGUGAUGCGCAGGGAACCAAGACCGAACAUACCGAACACUCUCCACCACAGAACGCCAUGCCGUACACCAAUUACUUCGACAAUCCUUACCUUGGCGGGCCAGCCCCAAACGAGUCGCUGAACACCUUCUUUGACUCCGAUACAUUCUUCGAUCAAAACCUCACAUCCAUUCAGGGUGUAUCCGACACGACAUCAAAGACACAAGAAGGUUGUAAUGCGACAUUCUUCACAAGCAGCAUAUCGACCAGGGAUAACAACCAAACGAUGACGCAAACAUUCAACACCAUACACCCCAGUCCAUUCGAGCCAUAUCCAUUCGACUUCACACUAGACACCAGGCCACCACAACCGAACGAACCAGACUGUUUCUCCCCCACGAGCACAACGUCGCAACCCUCGUCGCACGGUGGAGACGCGCCGCAACCGCUCAUAUCGCCAUCUCUCUCCCCACACAUGCUAAAGCACGAAUCCCCAUCCUCGCCAACCUCUGCCUCCGAAUCAUCCACCCCCAAACGCCCCACGAGGAAGCGGGGUCGCCCGAAGAUGGACCGCAGUACCACCGACAGCCAAGUCAUGUCUUCUCCGACUCUAAAGUAUCAGCGCUCAAAACGGUUACCGCAUAAUCAGGUUGAGCGCAAGUACCGUGAGGGCCUUAAUUCGGAGCUGGAAAGGCUGAGACAGGCAGUGCCGAUAUUGAGGCAGAGCGAUGAGCUUGGUGCGGUUGGACAGCCGAAGCCGAGUAAAGCGAUGAUUUUGGCGAGCGCGAUUGAGUAUAUUCAGAGUAUUGAGAAGGAGAGGGAUGCGCUGAUUGAGGAGAAUGAUAGGUUACGGAGGGGGCAAGUUGGAGGGCCGACGCAGGGGGAUUGGGAGGGAAUGAACUUUUGAGGCUUGUUCCGCAUAAUUUUCUGGCAGCAUCAUGACUAUCGAGGAGGUCACGGAAUGCGGCGACGCAAGAGAGGGGUCUUGAGGACGGCGUUUGAGUUUAUUUUAUGAGUGAAAGGACCGCACCUUGUGAGUACACCGUUCGAUGUUGAUCUUUCGCAUAGAUUGUACAUUACGAUGGGAUGAAGCCACUCUGGGUAUGAAGGCGAUCUGUUAGCCAAAGACAGUUUAAUAAACGAAUAGCUUUCAAACAAUAAUGUAAUAAUAGAUAGCUUAGCGGCAAUACAUACACUUACCCUGCAUCACAAACGUGUAGUGGUC